AUGUCCGAUGACAUGCUCAUUCAUUUCUCUUCCAACUCUUCCAACCAAUCAGAUCAGUCUCUCCCCACAAAGAUUGCAAAGUUGGAAGCUCGUAUGGUUGGUAAAGGUUCCUCAACCUCUGCUCAGCAACCAGGUCGGUCCUCUUUGUCUGUUCCUUCGGCUGGGAAAUUUGGAGCUGCAGAAAAUUCGGCUGAACCAUCCACUUCAAGUGAUUCUGAUGAUGAUAAUGGUGGGGCAUUCUUGAUACAAGCCAACACACAGAAGCGCCAAAAACUUCAAGAAGAUGGCAACACUAGUGUUUUUGAACGUGUUGAGGUUGUUACUGAUGGAAAGCAAACUAGUUUGGACGCUGUUGAGACAAAAAUGCAUGUUGAAAUGAGUAGAAAGAAACAUGGUCGUGGAAGAGGGAGUUCUGGUUCAGGUAGAGGCCGGGGUUCCAGAGUUAAUGAUCAGACCAAAACUCCAAUUUCUCCUCCAGCUGUUUUGGCUUCAAAUGGUCAGAUCGAGAAUGUAUACCAUAAAAGUGGCAGACCCAGCGAUCAAUUUCAUAGUAAUAAUUGUGUUUCAUUAGAGGAGGUUGCAUCUUUACAAGCUAAAGUUGUUGCGUUGGAGGAGGAAUUGCGUAAAGCAAAGCAAGAAGCCGUUGAUUAUCAGAACCUUACUCAACAGCUAGAAAAGGAAAUGAAGGAAAUGACUGAUCAUGAACAACAAAUGAAGCCUAAGAGAAUGAAAAUAAUAUCUGACUUGCUGAUAUCUGUUUCAAAGGCUGAAAGACAAGAAGCAAGGCUGAAAGUACGACAAGACUCAUUGAGACUUGGAAAUGUUGGUGUAAUCAGAGCUGGAACUGUCAUAUCUGAAACCUGGGAAGAUGGUCAAGCUUUAAAGGAUAUGAAUGCCCAGCUUAAACAACUAAUUGAAACGAAGGAGGCAAUCGAGCGGCAUCGCAAAUUGUUUAAGAAAAAGCAAUCUGAUAAGGGUGAUGGAACAGAUGCAGAGGCUGGAUUACCAGAAGAUAUUCUAAUUCACGAUGAAAUUUACAAAUGUCGAUUAGCUAGCCUUAAAAGAGAAGAGGAAAUUAUUUUGCGAGAGAGGGAUCGUUAUGAAACAGAGAAGGGGAGAUUAAUUCGUGAGAUGAAACGUAUACGGGAUGAAGAUGGUUCACGGUUUAACAACUUCCAGAUUCUAAAUCAUCGUUAUGCCCUUCUUAAUCUUCUUGGGAAGGGAGGAUUUAGUGAGGUGUACAAGGCUUUCGACUUGGUGGACCAUAGAUAUGUUGCUUGCAAGCUUCAUGGUUUAAAUGCUCAAUGGAGUGAAGAGAAGAAGCAGAGUUACAUAAGACAUGCAAUUCGGGAGUAUAAUAUUCACAAGACUCUUGUACAUCGUCACAUUGUUCGUUUGUGGGACAUCUUUGAGAUUGAUCAAAACACAUUCUGCACUGUUCUAGAGUAUUGUAGUGGGAAGGAUCUUGAUGCUGUCCUUAAAGCAACACCUAUAUUACCUGAGAGGGAGGCUAAGGUCAUCAUGGUUCAGAUUUUUCAAGGCCUUAUUUACAUGAAUAAAAGAACACAGAAGAUUAUCCAUUAUGAUUUGAAGCCUGGAAAUGUUCUGUUUGAUGAGCUUGGUGUUGCCAAAGUGACUGAUUUUGGUCUUAGUAAGAUAGUUGAGGAUGAUGUGGGAUCUCAGGGAAUGGAACUUACAUCCCAGGGAGCUGGAACAUAUUGGUAUUUGCCUCCUGAAUGCUUUGAGCUCAGCAAGACACCUCUUAUAUCAUCGAAGGUAGAUGUCUGGUCUGCUGGUAUUUUGUAUUAUCAAAUGCUCUUUGGCCGACGCCCUUUCGGGCAUGACCAAACCCAAGAGAGGAUACUUCGUGAAGACACAAUUAUUAAGGCACGCAAGGUUGAAUUUCCCUCUAGACCUACCAUUUCUAACGAGGCAAAGGAUUUUAUCCGACGGUGUCUAACAUAUAACCAGGCUGAGAGACCAGAUGUAUUAACCAUUGCUCAAGACCCAUAUCUCACUUUCUCAAAAAAGUAA
Messenger RNA from Sphenostylis stenocarpa, 2034 nucleotides. Lineage: Eukaryota; Viridiplantae; Streptophyta; Magnoliopsida; Fabales; Fabaceae. The record is from the annotation of a GenBank genome assembly.